This is a messenger RNA of Cladocopium goreaui, 1011 nucleotides long. Lineage: Eukaryota; Dinophyceae; Suessiales; Symbiodiniaceae. The record is from the annotation of a GenBank genome assembly.
AUGGCACCACCAGAACUCACUCAUGACCUUGCUUUGGAGAUCCAGGAGAGCCAUUGCACGGUGCAUCAGGGGUCCCCUGCAGCCAUGACGACCAGCAGCGAACGGAUCAACAACAUGUUCGCCAACAGUUCCACAUGGAGUUCCAAAGAGGCGGAACUCAAAGGUCGAGCUGCAAUUCAUGCCAGUCAGGUGAAUCGGUACAGUGCUGCCAAUGCGAGAGCUUUCGCUGGUAGCACAGUGAGUCAGGAGGACCUCGAGAAGGAACGAGAGGCAUCGCAGAAACGAAAAGCCGCGGAGCAGAACGAACUUGCUCAGUUGCUCGAGGAGCAGAAAGCCGAUGUGUCGAAGGGGCAGAAGUUGGCGUUCGCGGCCAAGGUGGAGAAGAAAGUCGAGAAGAAGAUGCCAGUCUUGUCCGUGAAGAAGCCACGCACGGACACUGAGAAAGCCGAGGCAAACUCGAAGGAAAACAAUGAAGAGAAGGGUGAAAAGGAAGAAAAGGAAGAAAAGGGAGAUGGAACUUCCAAAAAUGUGAACAAAACUGAAGCUGGUGAAGCGAGUGGAGGGUUGGGCAUUGGCUUAGCCUAUUCCGACUCAGAGAAAGCCCGGAGAAAACCAGAUCUACGAAGAUUCGAAGACCAAGAACUUGAACCAGGUUUGAGCUCCACACUUUCGUCUCACGAUCAGCGCGGCCGCGAGAACCAAAAGGAGGCGAUGAUUCAGGAGUUUCUGCGUCCAGAGUUCCGCUACAAACUUCGAGAUGCGCUGGACGGCUCCGAGGGUGACAUGGUGAAGCAAGCGCAUGCGCGCCGCGACGUUUGCAUGGCGGUUGAGAUCCCGUUGUUGGCGAAGUUUGGCUAUGAAGCCACCGAAGAAGCUGUCCACCAGCACAGCCUGGCAUUAGGAAAGCUGUUGCACGACUGCCCUGACUUGGUGGAGAAAAAUCAAACGCUGACACGUUUGGUGAAUCCCACCAUGGAUGUGUACGAAGACGAUCACAUUGCAGCCGACUGA